CCCCGCCCUCCACCUCGCGGGGAUCAUGGGCCCCGCAGCCAGGGCCAAGGCCGGCGGAGGCGGGGAGCAGCUGUUUUCUAGCAGGGGCGGUCACGUGAGGCGUCUCGGUGUUGUGGGUGGAGACAAAAAGCUGCAGUAAAGGGGGGGUCGGAUUUAACCGUCAUUGGGAAGCGCGCCUGAGCUGGAUCGCCUAGAGGGCUGAGAUAGUGUAUUCCUAAGAAGAAAACAAUGGAUUGCAUAUUACUUGUUCUCUAAUUGUUUGGACUCAGAAAGGUACAGGUUUGUUGCAAAAGCCAAAAGAAGAUGGCAACGCCUUAUGUCCCAGUUCCUAUGCCUAUAGGGCACUCUGCUUCCAGUUUUGCAACCAACAGAAACCAAAGAAGUUCUUCUUUUGGAAGUGUCUCAACAAGCUCAAACUCUUCCAAAGGCCAAUUAGAAGACUCAAAUAUGGGUAAUUCGAAACAGACAAGUGUACCUGAUCAAAUGGAUAGUACUUCAUCUGUCUGUAGCAGUCCCCUCAUUAGGACUAAAUUUACAGGUGCAGAUUCUUCCAUUGAGUAUUCUGCUAGACCAAGAGAAAGAGAAAGUGAAGAGCAAAAUCCUGAAACAGUGAAUUGGGAAGAUAGACCUUCUACACCUACUAUCCUGGGUUACGAGGUGAUGGAAGAAAGAGCUAAGUUUACUGUAUAUAAAAUACUAGUAAAGAAGACCCCAGAAGAAAGUUGGGUAGUUUUUAGACGGUACACUGACUUCUCUAGGCUUAAUGAUAAAUUAAAAGAGAUGUUUCCAGGCUUUCGAUUAGCACUUCCACCAAAACGCUGGUUUAAAGAUAAUUACAAUGCCGACUUUUUAGAAGAGAGACAAUUAGGAUUACAAGCAUUUCUUCAAAAUUUAGUAGCUCACAAGGACAUUGCUAACUGCCUUGCAGUGAGAGAAUUUCUUUGUCUGGAUGAUCCACCAGGUCCAUUUGAUAGCCUAGAAGAAAGCAGGGCUUUCUGUGAAACUUUAGAAGAAACAAACUACCGUUUUCAAAAAGAACUACUUGAAAAACAAAAGGAGCUAGAAUCAUUGAAGAAACUGCUCAAUGAGAAACAACUUCAUAUAGACUCUCUAGAAAACAGAAUCAGGACAUUAUCUCUAGAACCUGAAGGAUCACUACUCGUGUCAGGAAUAGAAGGUGGACAGAUCCUAAAGGUGGAGUCCCCUGCACUUGAGGUUGAUCAGGAUGUCUUGGACAAAGAAUCUAGAGCUGAUAAUAAGCAAUGCUCAAGCUUUAGUGAACCUGAUAAUUCUGUAUCAGACAUAGAAGUAGCAGAAGUAGCAUAUAAUGCGGAAGACUAAUGCAUCUUAAGCGGUUCCUUCCAUUUUUUAUGUUUCUGUAAAUUUAGAGUAGAGUGGCAAAUAUUUAAAAAGAAAAAAGACUGAAGCAUUUACAGAAAACGGCAAGAUUGCACAUGUAUAAAGUUUACAUAAGUUUUUUUUAAGUUAUUGGAGUAAAAAAUAUAUUCACUGUUGCUUUAAAUUGUCUUUUAGCCAAUCUUUGUGUUUAAUACACUUAAAAAAAAUCUGGAGUUCUGUCUUCAAGGCCCACAUCCUUAAAUACUGUGCAUAAAUUAUUUUGGUGUUUUGCCUAUAUAUUGCCCCAGACAAAUGUGGAUGUACACACUUGUUUGUGUAUGUGUAUGUGUGCAAGUCUGUUUAAAUCACCAGUUAUAUUGACUAAGUGGACAUAAAUUGCAAAUUGCAUGUUGUUAUCUGGGCUGGAUGUAUACUUUUUGUGUCUCUGACAUGAUACAUUUUCAUUAAUGGUUUAAAUCACUGGUAAAGAUGAAUUGAGUGUUAAAUACUUACAUGUUUAUCAUCUCUAAAUAAAAGCUGCUUAUUUGGAAUGUUACUAUUUAAAAGAAGAAAACUUUCUAGUACCAAAGAAAACUCUUUGAAAGAGCUAUAAUAACAUAGCUAAUGAGAUAAAAUAGCCUUGAUUUUAAAAGCUAAUUGAUUUAAUGUCAAAAUACUAUAAUAAGUAUACCAGUGUAUUAUAUGUUGUACUUGUUUAAUUUCCACAUAACCUUUAUCUUGAAUCUCUAUUUAUAGAAUCAGCGGGUUUGCCUUUUUCAGAACACUACCUCUUUUUGCUAAUCAAGGCAUACUCUUUUGAAAAUAUAGAUUCUAAGCAAAUAGGCAGUUAUAUGAAAAAAAAUAAAAGAGAAAAAGCCAUAUAUCCUGCAGAGUUCCUAUGUCAGUUCCUGGCAUUGCAGUUUUGUUUCUGUAUAUGUGAAUAUGAUGCUAUAAUGUAUUGAUGCUGGUUUUCAUAAUAUAUUUAACCAAAUGAUGCACUUUAUGAUAAUUAAACUCUUUUGUGCCAA
Messenger RNA from Phacochoerus africanus (Common warthog), 2366 nucleotides. RefSeq names its product sorting nexin 16 (gene SNX16). The transcript has 8 exons. Gene Ontology annotation, molecular function: phosphatidylinositol binding. Gene Ontology annotation, cellular component: late endosome; early endosome; extrinsic component of endosome membrane. The record is from RefSeq and is a predicted model, not a curated record. Lineage: Eukaryota; Metazoa; Chordata; Mammalia; Artiodactyla; Suidae. Bases 304 to 1341 code for a protein of 345 amino acids. Gene Ontology annotation, biological process: early endosome to late endosome transport; protein targeting to lysosome; endosome to lysosome transport.